Molecule: messenger RNA, 745 nt
Organism: Boleophthalmus pectinirostris (great blue-spotted mudskipper)
Lineage: Eukaryota; Metazoa; Chordata; Actinopteri; Gobiiformes; Gobiidae
Gene: nfatc2ip
Product: nuclear factor of activated T cells 2 interacting protein
Exons: 8
Coding region: 21-701 (226 amino acids)
Biological process (GO): positive regulation of transcription by RNA polymerase II; cytokine production
Molecular function (GO): protein binding
Source: RefSeq, a predicted model, not a curated record
GUCGCGGUAAAGGAGCGGAUAUGGCAGAGACGGUGAAGCCUCCCCCCAAACGCAGACGAAUCCUUGACCCGUCGGCCAUCGUCUCAGUGCCCAUCUACUCCAACCAGGUGAGCAACAGUUUGCAGAUGAAGGCGCCGGCGUUCAGCGACCGAGAGUCCACAGGUGAAAAAUCAAAAAUACACUCCACAGUUUUUAAAGCUGCUCUGCCCGAGAGACAGUUCCCUCUGAAAGUGCGCUGCCGAACCGACCUGCACAAGAUCCACGUGCUCCCGUCGACGCCCCUCAGCGCCGUCGUGGAGCAGCUGUCCGUCAAACUGGGAGUCCCGCCCCCUCGGCUGCUGCUGCUGCGAGAGGAGGCGGAGCUCAGUGCGGACGCUACGGUGGGCGCGCUCGGGCUCGGCAUCGCAGACAUCCUGGAGUGUGUGGUGAUGGCGGAGGCGGAGAGGGACACGCCCACUGGAGGAGACGUGGAUGAUGUCAUCAAAGUGCGACUCCAGGGCAAAGACCGCACCAUGUGUCAGGAGUUUUCUGUGCGCCGGGACGCUCCUCUGGGUUCUGUUUUCGCUCAGUUUUCUUCGGGCUUGGCCGUCGUCGCUCAGAGGAAAGUGAGUUUUCAUUUCGACGGCUGUAGAUUAUCUUCGCUCCAGACGCCGCAGGAGCUGGACAUGGAGGACGGGGACGUGAUCGAGGUCUGGACCUGAGCACCGCUUUUCUAUUUAAGUCAACAAUAAAAGGUUUAAUUUCA